CCACAAUUGAAGACAAAUUGCAUAGAUAUGGAAUUUGAUAUCGAAUGGGUUAAUACUAAUAUGAACGAGAAUAAACUACAAAUGCAAGCGGUGAAGAAGAUAUUGAAUAAUACAGCACGUCCUGCACCUUAUAUAAUUUUUGGUCCCCCAGGUACCGGAAAGACCGCGACAUUGGUUGAGACUAUAUGUCAGAUUGUGAGGCAUUAUCCGUCGAAAAAUAUACUGGUGUGCACAGUAUCUAAUGCAGCAGCUGAUGAAAUCGCCAAAAGAUUGAGUAAACAAAUUCCAACGAACUUGAUAUGUCGAAUGUAUGCCCGAUUUAGAGAACGGUCGACUGUAAAUGGAGACAUUCGGUCUUGUGCGAAUUUUGAGAAAACUACACCCUCUUUGUCAGAAGAUUUACUGUUGCGGAAAAAAAUUAUUAUUACAACAUUAAUAACAUCCAUAAAAUUGUCCGAUGCAAUUAAUUUCACGGAUUAUCGUUUUUCUUACAUAAUUAUUGACGAAGCAAGUCAAGCGACUGUAGCAGAAAUAUUAAUUCCUCUUGCGAUAAUAAAUAAAGCAGAAGCGACUGAAUCUCAAGCACAAAUUGUUAUCGCAGGUGAUCCUUACCAAUUGGGACCUGUUAUUCAUUGCAGAAGAAUCGAACAUCUUCUCGGCAAAUCCAUGUUGGAAAAAUUAAUGAACGAUUCUGAUCUAUAUAAAAAACAAAAUGGAAAAUAUAAUCCGAACUAUAUAACAAAAUUAGUUAAAAAUUAUCGAAGCCACGAAAGCCUUUUGUACGUGUCAAAUGAACAAUUUUAUAACAAUGAAUUGGAGAUCUGUGGAGGAGUCAAUACGCAAAUGGCAUUGGACUGGCUGCAAUUGCCCAAUAAAAAGUUCCCUAUGAUAUUUCAAGAAGUUUUAGGCACAGAAGAAAGAUCUCCAUCUCAAAGUGUCUACAACACAGCCGAAGUAUUAGCGGUGUUGGCAUACGUGAAUAUACUGAUGAACACGAAAUUUAACACACGCGCCAUAAGGACGGAGGAUAUCGGAAUCAUAGUGCCUUUCAAACGACAACAGUUAGAUAUUAAACAUUACUUAGCAACUAUGAAUUUGAAAGGUAUAACCGUGGGAACCGUCGAAACAUUUCAAGGACAAGAACGAAAUGUAAUGAUAUUGUCGACGGUACGAUCGAAGAUCAUGAUGCAUGAUGAUGUAAAACAUCUUGGUUUCUUAUCCAAUCCAAAGAGAUUUAAUGUUGCUUUGACACGUGCAAAAGCACUUAUGAUAAUAAUAGGAAAUCCAAGAAUACUCUGCAUAAAUAAACAUUGGGAAGUACUUUGGGAGUACUGUAAAAAGAAUGGCGGAUACGUUCCCUUUGAACAGUUGCCAUUGAGAGAUUGAGGAUUUAAUAAUAAGAUUAGAAGUUAUUUCUGAAGCUAAUCUAAUGAUAGCGACAUAUCAAGUGCAAAGAACUUAUCCGUUACCAUGGGGAGUUUGGAAAGAAAAAAGAGAAACAAGAGCAUUGUUCUAUGCACUUGUAUGUGAAAUGGAAACUUUGAUUUUGAAGAAAAAAACGACCAAUUGACAUAGAUUUUUAGUAGGGGCAUAAAUUGCAUUUUUCGAAUGCAAAACGUAUAAUGUAUUUAUUUUAUUCACGUUUUGAUUUUAACUUCUUUAAGUUAUCAAUAUUAUUAAGUGUAAAAAAGCUAUAAGUGUCAUUCUUUUUAAAUUACCAAAAAGUGAAGGCAUCAGUAUUAAACGUGAAACUUGACAAUAUUUAGUAUUAAACAUCAUUGUUUUUCAGUAAACAUGAAAAUGAAGAUAUCAGUUCAAUAUUAAAUAGAUUCAAUAUUAAAUAUGAAAUAAAAGCAAUUGUCUUUAUGAGAAAAAUGAAAAUAUCGAU
Messenger RNA from Wasmannia auropunctata (little fire ant), 1888 nucleotides. RefSeq names its product putative helicase MOV-10. The transcript has 8 exons. The annotation marks the transcript as partial. Gene Ontology annotation, molecular function: 5'-3' RNA helicase activity; RNA binding. The record is from RefSeq and is a predicted model, not a curated record. Lineage: Eukaryota; Metazoa; Arthropoda; Insecta; Hymenoptera; Formicidae.